CUGAUAUUGUCAGAACAGUUGCCGGGCAGAGGUUUGUGUGGUUACCUGUGGGUAGGGAUUGACGUAAUCACGGGAGAAACCAUGCCUAUGUACGAUAAAACAUAACACAUCGUCCGAUUCCCCGAAUAGUCCAUGCACCCAACUGUUUGACAGCACGCAGACAACUAAUAUGGAUGACCCGUCGAUGACAAAAGUCACUGAGCAAGAUAAGGCACAAAAGGUCAAGGUCAAGGACUUGCUGGAAAAGUUGAAAGCCAAGAAACAGCUGAAAGAGGAGAGACGGGACGAUGACUACACGAGUUUGAAUCCCAACCCUGGGCCCAGUACUGAGACGAAUAUAUACAACAGGCACGAGACCAAGGCUCAGAGGGAUCUGGCUAACGUGGAGAAACAUGUAAACAGAUGCAGAACGAUGAUCUCCGACGUGAAGGGACUGUUUGAUGGGCACCCAGCCCUGUCCCUUCCAAGGGAGCAGGCAUGGAGGUUUGUAAAGAAAUCCUGUCUUCGUAAUCCUACAAAAAUGUAUUAA
Molecule: messenger RNA, 529 nt
Organism: Mya arenaria
Lineage: Eukaryota; Metazoa; Mollusca; Bivalvia; Myida; Myidae
Exons: 3
Coding region: 170-529 (119 amino acids)
Source: RefSeq, a predicted model, not a curated record